Molecule: messenger RNA, 6567 nt
Organism: Meriones unguiculatus (Mongolian gerbil)
Lineage: Eukaryota; Metazoa; Chordata; Mammalia; Rodentia; Muridae
Gene: Mns1
Product: meiosis specific nuclear structural 1
Exons: 10
Coding region: 115-1605 (496 amino acids)
Biological process (GO): cilium organization
Cellular component (GO): motile cilium
Source: RefSeq, a predicted model, not a curated record
CAGCGCGCUUUGGCGGUUGCCAGGACACAACGAAAACGCCGAGCGCGGUCGGGUGCGGCUGCCCGGGAGGACGCGAUUGCAGCGGAGAGAGGCGGCGGCUUCACGGGGGCCGGGAUGGCGACCAGAAAGCGAGAGCUGAGCGUUAGUGAGAAGCAUCAGAAGUUAGUAGACGAGAACCUACGCAAAUCGAUGCAUGUUCAAGUCUUGCAUAAGCUGGAGAGGCAAACCAAGAACCAGAUGGUGCAGAACGAGGACGACGAGAGGGUUGGCCGGAUGCGAUUCCUCAGGGUGCUGCAGGAUGAGCAGUUUGAGCUGGACAUGGAAGAAGCCAUCCAAAAAGCAGAAGAGAACAAGAUGUUGCGAGACCGACAGCUUCAACAGGAAGAGAGACUCGCCAUCGAACUGGCCAGGCUGAAGCACGACUGUCUGAAGGAUGAAAAGAUGAGGCAGCAAGUGAGAGAGAACAGUAUUGAGCUCAGAGAAUUGGAGCAGAAAUUGAAAGCCGCUUACAUGAACAAGGAGAGAGCAGCCCAGAUUGCUGAGAGGGACGCCAUCAAGUACGAGCAAAUGAGACGUGAUGCUGAAAUAGACAGAACCAUGAUGGAGGAGCACGAGAGGCUGUUGCAGGAAGAGAAUGUAAAGAAAGACCGACGGAACAAGGAGAAGGCACAGUACCACCUGGACCUGGAGAAGCAGCUGGAAGAGCAAGAGAGGACAAAGCAGGAGGCAUAUGAGCAGCUGCUGAAAGAGAAACUCAUGAUCGAUGAAAUUGUCAGGAAGAUCUACGAGGAAGACCAGCUGGAAAGACAACAAAAAUUAGAAAAAAUGAAUGCAACUCAGAAGUAUAUUAAGGAGUUCCAGAGGACUCAGGCCCUCUGGAGACAGAAGAAGCGUGAGGAGAUGGAGGAAGAGAAUAGGAAAAUUCUAGAGUUUGCAAACAUACAGCAGCAAAGAGAAGGCGAACGGAUGGCCAGAGUUCAAGAGAGUGAGGAAAAGAGGGUCCAGCGUCAGAAUAUGCUGAUCCAGAAGUUGGAAGAAACAGUGCGACAGCGGGAGGAUCUGGAGAAAGUGCGGCAGGAGCUGUACCUGGAGGAGCAAGCCGCGAUAAACAGACUGAAACUGAAAGAAGAAGUAGAACAGAAACUGCAGAAGCAGAAGGAGAUGAAGCAGGACUUUGAAAACCAAAUGGCACUGAAGGAACUAAUACAACAGGCUGCAAAAGAGGAGGAAGAGGCCUUUAGGAAAGCCAUGCUGGCCAAGUUUGCCGAAGAUGACCGGUUAGAGCUCCUGAAUGCCCAGAAACGCCGGAUGAAGCAGCUGGAGCACAGACGAGCUGUGGAGACCCUCAUGAGAGAGCGGCGCUGCCAGUUCCUCGCAGACAAACAACGUGAACUGGAGGAAUUGCAGCUACAGCAAAGACAACAGGGCUGCAUCAAUGAGAUUAUUGAAGAAGAACGGCAGAGACUCCUCAAAGAACAUGCUACAAAGUUGCUAGGCUAUCUCCCCAAAGGAGUUUUCAAAAGAGAGGAUGAUGUUGACAUGCUUGGUGAAGAGUUUAGGAAAGCGUAUCAGAAAAGGAGUGACUUCUGUCUUGAAGAGAAGUGAUCUGCACAAGAUUUGGUGAAACCUGGAGUUUUCAGAUGCCACCACUCAAUAUCAGUGUAACUAUUGUUUUACAGUUCUAAAACACCCUAAUAUUUCACCAUCUAUAGUUAGACAAAAAUUAAACACAUUAGUACUUUAACUGCAGGAUUAGUCACUUUAUUCACUUGGCAUUCUCUGAUGCCAUGUGUCCCAGAAUUUCACAGAACCACAGAGGCCACACACAGAAGCUAACUACUCGGUGCUUCUGGUACUGCGGUUCAGAGAUUUCUCUGUGUACUCAUCUUCAACUCUGCACAGAUGUCUCUUCAGUACACUGAUCUUUAAAACUUACAUAUUCUUGGCUGGGCACAGUGGCAUGUACCUGUGAUCCCAGCACUCAGGGAGGCAGAGGCAGGUGGAUGUCUGUAAAUUUGAGGCCAGCCUGGUCUACAAAUUGAGGCCAGGACAGCCAAGGCUACACAGACAAACCCUAUCUCAUAAAAACCUAAAUCAAUAAAUAAAUAUUCCUGAAAGCAGGGCGAAUAUACCAUCACGAGAAACCCACACACUGGCUGUUUCCUGGGGUGUUCACUACAUCCCCACCAGUAGCCUGUGAUGGCUUUUCCUCUCUAUCCUCCCAAACAUGUUUCUUUUAUCUUUCAAAGGGUUUAUUUUUGUUUUGUGUAUAUGGGCGUUUGUCUGCAUGUUUGUAUACGUACCACAUGUGUGCAAAACCUGAGGUGGCCAGAAGAGGGUGUCAGAUCUCCUGGAACUGGAGUUUGAGAUGGAUUUGAGCUGCCAUGUGGGUGUAGAGGAUCUACAAGAGCAGCCAGUGUUCACAGCUGCUGUCUCCAGUCUAUAUCAUAUAUAUAUAUGUGUGUGUGUGUGUGUGUGUGUGUGUAUCAUAUAUAUACUGUAUGAUGCCAUAUAACACACACACACAUACAGGUAUUUUUCUGUUCUCUGUCUCCCUCCCUCCCUCCUUGCCGUUCAGUUCAUACAUGUUUGGUUUCUGGGUUGGGUUUUUUUUUUUUGUUUGUUUGUUUUUGUUUUUUUGGAAACAGGGUCUAUCUAGGUAGCCCUAGCUGUCCUGAAACUCCCAAAGAUCUACCUGCUUCUGCUUCCCAAGUACUGGGAUUGAAGGCAUGUGCCACCAUGCUAGGCUCAGACAUGUUUUGGGAUUUUAACAUUUUUAACUUAUUCUGUAGUUUGUUCCCUUUCUGUGUUGUUUCCUUUCUGUGCAGCUUUGUAAUCAUUGUUUUUGUGGUCAUAUCUUUAAAAAAUAAAAAUAAAAAACCAAAACACUACCACCACCACCAAACUUCUGCCUGGAUCAAGGUGUGGAGCUCUCUGCUGUCCUCUAGUCCCCGCUGGCCACUACCACCAUUAGCACAGCUUUGUGUAGGCUGCUUUGAAGUUAGCUGGUAUUUUGCCUCUUAUUUGGAAGGUCACCUUUGUGUUCUCGUGCUCCAUGUGAAUUACAGAAUUGUUUUUUCUGUUUCUGAAGAAUGCUCUGGGUGUUUCCAUGGCGACUGCAUUGAGUAUACAGACCUCUCUGGGCAGUAUAAAGACAGUUUUCUAGGGGCUGGAGAGAUGGCUCAGAGGUUAAGAACACUGGCUGUUCUUCCUGAGUUCAGUUCCCAGCAACCACAUGGCGGAUCACAACUAUCUAUAGUGCGAUCUGGUGUGCAGGCAGAAUGUUGUAUAAAUAAUAAAGAAAUCUUUUAAAAAAUACAGUUUUCUAAUUCAUAAACAUGAUAUAGCUAUCCACCUCUGCCUCCCAAGUCCUGGGGUUAAAGGCAUGUGCCACCAUGCUGGGCUCAGACACGUUUUGGAAUUUUAGCAUUUUUAACCUAUUCUGUAGUUUGUCCCCUGUGUUGUUUCCAUCACCAGUCUCCUGGGUUGAAUUUAGUCUUAAAUGUUCUUUGUUAGAUAUUACAAAAUGGGCUUAGUGUAAACUUUGACACUUGGCCGUUGGUGUAUGGAAGUGCCGCUGCUGUCUUUUGCCUGUGUGUUACCCCAGGGAAUGAAUCUUGGGUCUCACACAUGCCCUGACUCUGAGCUAUAGCUCAAGCCUGUUAUUUUUGCUAUUACGGCUACCAAUUUUUAUGUAUUAGUUUUGUAUCUUGUAACUUUACUUAGUUCAUUUGAUCUGAAACAUUCUUGAUAAUGGACAAUUCAACUUUUUCUUCCCAGUCAUCAUGUUUUUCUUUCUCUUGCUGGUUAUCUCUAGUUAGCAUUAUUGCGAUGAUUUUUUUAAAAAGAUUAAUUUUACUGGUUGUUUUCCUGCACGUAUGUGUGUACAUGUAUGGAAUGACUAAGAAAGCCAGAAGAGGGCAUCAUAUCCUCUGGAAUUGGGAGUUACAGAUGGUUUUCAGCCACUGUUUAUAUGGUGGGAACCAAAUCUGGUUACUCUGGAAGAGCAGCCAAUGCUGGUUUUUUGCUUUAUUUGUUUGUUGGGUUUUGUUUUGUUUUGUUUUCUUAAUGGGGAAGGAGUUAGACUGGGUUUACUGUGUAGACCAGGCUGCCCUCGGACUCACAGAGAUCCGCCUGCCUCUGCCUUCCAGUGCAGGGAUUGAAGGCGAACACCACCGUCCAGUCCAGCCAGUGCUCUUAACUGUCUGAUCAGGUCUUGCAGGUGUUGCCAACCUGGCACCUGGUCAGGGUAAUUAUGAACACAGCCCAACACAAAGCAAACGUAGAACUUUAUGCAAAAUUUUUGUGUUUUUUUUUUAAAUUUUGUAAUUCUGCUGCACAGUUCUUGAGUGUGUACUUUUUAGAUGACUGUCAUGUCACAGUAUCAAAAAGUUGGAAACACAAAUAUGUGAGGAUAAGCUUCAGCUUUUCUUUGUUCAGUAUGUUGGCUGUGGGGUUGUCAUAUAUGACUUUCUGUCAAAGUAUAUCCCUUCUGUAACCUACUCUGCUGACAGUUUCUGCAUGAAGUAUUGCUCAGUCAUAGGCUUUCUGCUCUACUGAAUUUACAAACUGUUUCUUCCUUCUAUCAAUGUGACAUGUUUAUUAAUUUGAAUGUUGAAUCAUCUAGGAUGAAACCCACUUCAUCAUGGUGAGUGAUCUUUUCCUGCACUGUUGAAGUUGGUUGCUGGUGCUGUGGUGGGCAAUUCUGCAUCUGAGUGGACCAGGGAUACUGGGCUGCGGGAGUUGUUGGCUUGGUUUUGUUUACUUGUUUGUUGCUCUUGCAUGAUUUUGGUAUCAGGAUGAGCAUAUUUGAAUGUGGAGUAGUCUUUAUGUCAGUGUAUUAGAAUUGUUUGAGAAGAACCGCUAGUCUUUAAAUGAGUGUUAGAAGCGAGCAGGGAAGCUCUCGGGUCCUGGGUUCUUCUUUGAGGAGAUUUACUUUAUAAGAGCUGUUUUUAAGUAUUUUUAUUUUAUGUGUAUCACUGAGUGCAUAUCUGUGCACCACGUUUGUACAACAGUCAGUGGAGGCCAGAAAAGGGCCUCGAAUCCCUAGAACUGGACUUACGUAGGUGGUAUUUUCUGUCUCUUCAUAGUUACUUCUUGGUAGUAUAUCUCCAGAAAUCAGUUCAUUCUGUUUUAUCCAAAUUAUUCACUUAUACUACUCUUGUGAUCAUUUGUAUACAGUAAAAUGGUGUGUCCCUUCUUUCCAUCUCUGGACAUUUCCUGUUGGCUAAAAGUCACUGAUACUGUGUCCCGACAAGCCAGCUGUUUCAUGUGGGUUGAGUAUGUGCUGUAGCUGCAAUUGCUUGGGAGAAAAGUUGGGAUUUUUUGUUGCUGCUGUUGUUUUUAUCUUGGACCAUUUAAAAUACACAUAAUUAAAGGUCUUGAGAAUGGAAAAUAAAUUUCAAUGUGACCUUCACUGGUCUGUUUGAUGAGACAGUGAGACACACUAGCAUCAAGCUCCCUGUUGACAGCACGCUGCUGACCGUCCUGCGUGCACCACCAUGCUCAACUAGGACUAAUCCUUUUAUUUUUUUUUAAAAAUAAAAUCUUUAAUUCCUAAUCUUAUUAUUUGUGAGUGUGGGUGUGACCUGUGCUUGUCAUAGUUGCAUGUGGGGCUCGGGGCAGCUUGCAGGACAUUCUCUUUCCACCACGUGGGUCCUAGGCCUGGUAGCAGGUGCCCUUUCCUCCUGAGCCGCCUCACUGGCCUUCAUUUAUUUUUAAAAAUGGACCUUAUACUCACAACCUGGAGGUAAUUUUACUCAUUACUUUCAGUGAACCUGUGUUUUGCCUGCAACCUGUCACAUGAAGUCAGAUUUGGUAUUUUACACUUACACUUACAGUUUCAAAUUAAUGACAGAACAGAUUCUGCGGGGGCUGGAGAGAUGGCUCAGAGGUGAAGAGCACUGGCUGCUCUUCCACAAUCCCCAGCAACCACAUGGUGGCUCACAACCAUGUAUAAUGAGAUCUGGUGCCCUCUGCUGGUGUGAAGGCCUGCAUGCAGGCAGAACACUGUAUACAUAAUAAAUACAUCUUUAAAAAGAUGAUAAAACAUGCAACUUAAAAAAAAAAAAAAACAGAUUCUGCAGCGUUUUGAGAGUUGACUUUUCAACAUUUUGGGCUGCAUGACCUGUACCAUCUUUGUAAUGUACUCCUUCCUUGACUCUCCCGUUUUUCUUGUGCUAACCACAUUGGAUUUGGUUCUGGCACGUCACUUGGACAUUUCUGCAGUGCUAAGAUGACUUUCUUCUUAUGUAGUUAUUUUAUUUCCGCAAACUUCCCCCAGGGAUACUUUUAUUGUAUUGAAUAUAUUUCGUUAUGUUCCCAUCUUAUGGAAAACUUUGCUUUGCUCUCAUGAGCCUGCUCGUUAUUCAGGAACAUGGUGUGUUAUUUGCACGUGUCGUAAAGUCUUGAAGUUUCUCUUGUUAGUCUGUUCUUUUAUACCAUCACAGACCACAAAGAUUCAUGGUAUAAUUUAUAAUUUGUCUUCUUAAAUUUGUUAAGAUACCUGAUCCAUGCUGGAGAGUAUUCUAUAUAUUUGAGAAGGUAUAUAUAUAUUAUGCUGCUGGA